Suillus fuscotomentosus is the source of this 1976-nucleotide messenger RNA. RefSeq names its product Alpha/Beta hydrolase protein. NCBI's taxonomy places the organism in Eukaryota, Fungi, Basidiomycota, Agaricomycetes, Boletales, Suillaceae. The record is from RefSeq and is a predicted model, not a curated record. Gene Ontology annotation, biological process: proteolysis. The transcript has 16 exons. Gene Ontology annotation, molecular function: serine-type carboxypeptidase activity. The coding region runs from base 124 to 1863 and encodes 579 amino acids.
CACUCAAUGGCGGCGAGCGUGUCACUGAUCUUGUGCGUUAUUGGGAGAAACGCUACCCAGACAUGUCCCCCAGACUAUGUCGCGGAGUCUGCGCAGACUUAACAUAGACCGGCCAUUUCCUACAUGCCCUCACUAAUUCAGCCAAACCGGUUGGUAGAACUCGGCUCGGAAAUUCUGCCGCUUGAACGCACCCAUUCCCUGCUAUGGCAACCCGCUGUGGUUUAUCUGAAUGCUCGUUGCAGGAAUACUCAUUUUAAAUACGACUCGCUGUUCCCCCCUCACAAGAUUUUGGCUUAUUCGACCGUGAUGCGUCUUCUUGCCGUGUUUGCGACUCUGCUCGCCGUGGCCGCCGUCAGCGGUCGUUUGAUGACCAUGCAAGAGAUGAACGAAGGCCGACUCGAGGCAGCAAAACGUUGGCAGACUGGUGGCUCUCAGAACGGAAAGAGCGGUGGUGUUCAGAAUUUCACAUUCACCAACCCCAAGGCCUCAGGUGAUUGUAAUGCUACAAGUAAAUAUCUCAUACGUAUGAUCCAUCUUCGUCCAGAAUUUUACGUCGAUGGCAAAUCCCUUCCUCUUGUUGACUUCGACGUUGGUCCUAGCUGGGCGGGUCUUCUGCCCAUCAGCAAUAGUCCUAAUGAGACGCGUCAGCUCUUUUUUUGGUUUUUCCCUCCCGGCCCCCAAGGGAGUCUUGAUGAUUUGAUCUUUUGGACGAAUGGUGGACCUGGAUGCUCCUCCCUCGCAGGUUUGCUGCAAGAGAAUGGGCCUUUCAGUUGGUCCUGGGGUCAGGCAAAACCGACGGUGAACCAACACAGCUGGACCAACCUGUCCUCCGUCCUUUGGGUGGAGCAACCUGUCGGUACAGGAUUUUCUCAAGGCAUCCCAGACGCACAGAAUGAGGACGAUGUUGCUGCUCAAGUCGUCGGGUUCAUGCAGCAGUUCCUUGAAGUCUUUUCGGAACUCAAAGGUAAAAAGCUGUAUUUGUCGGGUGAAAGUUAUGCUGGAAGAUACGUUCCUUAUAUCGCAAACUAUAUCUACGAGAACCCGACUCUGUUAGACCUCUCGUUGCAAGGGAUAUGGAUCAAUGAUCCCUUAUUCUCAUGGUUUGUGGUGCAACAACAAAUCCCUGCAAUGGACUUCGUGAAAAAACACGCUAGUCUCUUCUCUUUCAAUCAAACGUACAUGCACCACCUCGACAAGAUGGCUGCGACGUGCAAUUACACUGGCUACAUGGAUAAGUACGUCACAUACCCUCCGAAAGGACUUCUUCCCCUGCCAGGAGACUCUAUCGAUUUUGCUCAAGGCUGCGAUAUCUGGACCGACGUUUACGAUAAUGCGCUGAUGAUCAACCCCUCUUUCAAUAUCUAUCGCAUCUGGGACACUUAUCCGCUUCCAUGGGAUGUCCUAGGUUUUAUAGACACGCAGUCUCCGAUCUACUUUAACUUGACAGACGUAAAAGAAGCUAUUCACGCGCCCGUGGAUACCGAGUGGAUUGAAUGCACCUCGACCAAUGUCUUCCCCAACGAUGAUAGCAGCUUACCCCCUGCACUCACUGUAUUAUCGAGUGUUAUUCAGAAGAGCCAACGGACCGUCAUCGUACACGGACUCGCGGACUUCAUCAUGAUGGCUGAUGGAACCAGAAUUGCCAUUCAAAACAUGACCUGGAAUGGUUUGCAAGGAUUCCAGAUGCCUAUCGCUGACGACAGCUUCAUUGUCGAUGGUGUGGGUGCCUACGGGUCGAUGCACUCAGAGCGGGGACUCACUUAUUAUGAAGUAUCCUUGGGUGGACACAUGCUUCCAGAGUUUGCGCCAGUGGCCUCCUUCCAGAUUAUGCAGUACUUGAUGGGGUUUAGAGACACUCCUUAGAUAGAUACUUACCUCCCAUAUUACAUAGUAUCGCAGACAAAGUUGAGUUGGACGAGUGCCACCGUCUUGCCAGCCCUGAAUCACAGUCAACCCGUGGGAUUAAGUGUCCGAGU